AUGGAUUAUAAAGCCCCCACGCAUGCAGAAAUCGACGAUUAUUUCUCUACUAAUCCAAUGUCGGAAUGGCACCUUCUUAAUAUCACCGAGAAAAAUGAGAAUGACAGUUACCCCAAAUACGCUUCGGAAUAUGCGAAAAAGCUAAGGAUGGCUAUGAAGAAGAUUGUUGAUCGCGUUGAACGACGAGAACUAGUGGAGGAAAAUGUGAUUGAUAUUCGGCAAAAACAGACCAUGCGAGAUCAACUAUCUGAGUCGAAAGCAUUGGACGAAAUAACCAAUGCGAUUGUUGGAAAACGUAAAAGAGACGAUGAUGACGAUGAUGAGAUUGACAAUAGUAAGAUUUCUAAAAAUGGCAACAAUGAACCAAUGGUCCAAGAAAAUUAUGAAGAAAUAACUACUUCUGAAAAAGGACAUAGUAAUGGUUUCGAAAUAUCUUCAUUUGGUAUUGAAGUGAAAUCCAAACAAAUAUCUACGUGGGAUUAUGUAAUACCAAAAAUGGAAAUAAGAGAUGAUUCUUCGAAAGACUGGAUAAAUGAAGGCCACAAUUUUUCUGAAGAUUUUCGGCAAUUUCAGAAGUCAAUUAUCGAAAAACUAAAAACUGAUCCAGUCUUAAAUUAUACGACCGAUGUUGAAUCCAUAAU
This is a messenger RNA of Paraglomus brasilianum, 641 nucleotides long. The record is from the annotation of a GenBank genome assembly. Lineage: Eukaryota; Fungi; Glomeromycota; Glomeromycetes; Paraglomerales; Paraglomeraceae.